AUGGACAGCUUAUCUUCUGCUGCAGCUUCGUCGCAGGCUGUUCAGCGACAGGUUCGUGUGCAGCUGACGAGCAAGCAGGAAGACAUUGCAUUGCCAGAGAACACUGGACCAAUUCUUGUCCCUACAGGUCUCCGACGAUAUGCGCUGUCCACCUUGGUGAACAAUCUGCUUGGGAGCGACAAGCCGAUCCCCUUUGAAUUUCUCAUCAACGGCACUUUCCUGCGGACCUCAAUCGACGAGUACUUGACUGCGAAUGGUAUCUCUGCAGAAACGACCCUCGAGGUUGAAUAUGUGCGAGCGCUUAUUCCCCCACUGCAUAUCGCAUCCUUCGAGCACGACGAUUGGGUCAGCUCGACGGAUAUCCUCUCGGCGACUUCCCCCGCAGCAUCCUGGGCCUCUUCGGCGGUCUCGCAAGGCCAAGAAAGAAUCUUGUCCGGUAGUUACGACGGGCUGCUUCGAGUGUGGGAUAUGUCUUCUCAGAUUCUGGCCGUUUCCCCGGCCCCAGCCGAAGGCGGGCAUAGCGCCUCGAUCAAGGCUGCGAAGUUUGUGACUCCGAACCAGAUUGCAUCGGCUGGUCUGGACCGGACGGUCCGUCUGUGGAAGUACGUGGAAAAUGACGAUGGGUUCUCUGGAAAGAUUUCCCCCCAGCUGGAACUGUUUGGCCACAAGUCUGGGAUCAACUCGCUAGCUGUACAUGCGCCACUGAACCGCGUUCUCUCUGCCUCUAAUGACCACACGGUUGGGUUCUGGUCGACGAAAAAGUCGGAUGCCCCCGCUGCACCGGAAGAGGCACUUCCAUCGAAAGCUUCGAAAAGCUCCAAGAGACGCAAGCUUAAUCCUUCGGUCAGCACCCCGCAGCGUGGCCCUCUGGCCCUCUUCUCUGGGCAUACCGCCCCGGUUUCUGCUGCCAUCUUUGAUGCCAAGGACUCGACGGUAGGAUACUCUACGUCUUGGGAUCACACUCUGCGGACCUGGGAUCUCGUCACCUCCGCUCUCGUGGACACUCGUACUACGUCCCACUCGCUGCUUUCUCUCGAGCACCUCCCCGAGGUUCAUCUCCUAGCCACCGGUACUUCUGCCCGUCACAUCACGCUGAUCGACCCUCGGGUUUCGGCGGCAACUGUGGCAGCGAUGACACUUCGCGGUCAUACCAACGCCGUGGUGACCUUAUCCCGCGACCCUCAUAGCACUUACGGUCUCAUUAGUGGUAGUCAUGAUGGAACCUGCCGGAUCUGGGACAUCCGGUCCACAAAGACAGACAAAGAUGGCGUGGUAGGCGAAAGCGUCUACACCAUUUCCCGCAAGAGCCUGGAGGAAGAGGGCAAGGCAGACAGCAAGCGGGUCGGAGGCGAAGGUGUCAAGGUCUUCGGUGUUUCCUGGGAUAAAACUGUGGGCAUUGUCAGUGCCGGCGAGGACAAACGGCUUCAAAUCAAUCGUGGAGAAGGUGUGCUGCCCUCGAAAAUUUAG
This is a messenger RNA of Penicilliopsis zonata CBS 506.65, 1467 nucleotides long. RefSeq lists its product as hypothetical. Gene Ontology annotation, cellular component: preribosome, large subunit precursor. The coding region runs from base 1 to 1467 and encodes 488 amino acids. Gene Ontology annotation, biological process: ribosome biogenesis. Gene Ontology annotation, molecular function: protein binding. The transcript is spliced from 2 exons. NCBI's taxonomy places the organism in Eukaryota, Fungi, Ascomycota, Eurotiomycetes, Eurotiales, Aspergillaceae. The record is from RefSeq and is a predicted model, not a curated record.